CUCUUGUAACAUUUUGUCUCUUUCUUCCCCUUUAGGACAGUAAUGAUGAUACUGAAGAUGUGUCACUAUUUGAUGCGGAUGAAGAAGUACCCACGAGAUCAAGAAAGUCAAAGAUAAGACACCCGGUGGCAUCAUUUUUCCACCUGUUCUUCCGAGUCACUGCAAUAGUUGUCUAUCUGCUCUGCGAACUGAUCAGCAGCAGCUUUAUUGCCUGCAUGGUGUCAAUUAUCCUGCUCCUGUCUUGUGACUUUUGGGCAGUAAAGAAUGUUACAGGCCGGCUGAUGGUUGGCCUUCGCUGGUGGAACCAGGUGGAUGAUGAUGGCAAGAGUCACUGGGUGUUUGAAGCCAGGAAGGCAUCGGCUCAACGGAAAAAAGUCUCCUCCGAAGCAGAGUCCCGAAUCUUUUGGUUAGGGCUAAUUACCUGUCCUAUCAUCUGGGUGAUAUUUGCCUUCAGUGCCCUGUUCUCAUUCAAAGUGAAAUGGCUGGCAGUGGUUACGAUGGGAGUGGUUCUGCAGGGGGCUAACCUGUAUGGUUAUAUCCGGUGUAAAGUGGGCAGCAGAACAAAUUUAACCAGCAUGGCUACCUCCUAUCUUGGAAGACAGUUCUUGCGGCAGGCUGUGGCUAAAGAUGACCAAGCAGCGUCCUGAAGACUGAUCCAAAAUUGGAUUGGAUUUAUACUGGUGAACAACAGGAGAUGUUUUCUCACCAUGAGUUUGGGAGCUAGAUAAACUGUGUGUGGAUUUAUUUUAUUUUAUUUUAAAUUAAAUCUUGUAAGACUUUG
Molecule: messenger RNA, 781 nt
Organism: Pelodiscus sinensis (Chinese soft-shelled turtle)
Lineage: Eukaryota; Metazoa; Chordata; Testudines; Trionychidae
Source: RefSeq, a predicted model, not a curated record